This is a messenger RNA of Ostertagia ostertagi, 1560 nucleotides long. Lineage: Eukaryota; Metazoa; Nematoda; Chromadorea; Rhabditida; Trichostrongylidae. The record is from the annotation of a GenBank genome assembly.
AUGUCGGACAAAAUGGAAAUGGAAGAUAAUCCAGACAAAAUUCGAAAGCGUCAAUCAAUGCGCAUGCAUCUGAAGCGUGCGGUCUAUCAUGCCGCAGCUCUUGAAAUGCUCGUUAGGAAUAACAGCAGGUGCGAUGCGCCUACAAAACUAGAGGCGCAAGCCUACGCUGUAUGGCUUGCCGGUGUGUGCUCAUUUGAGCUGCGGAAAUGGUCUGAGGCAUUUGAACUGUUGAAGACUGCUCGAACGGUCUAUGAGCGGUUAGCAGAAGCCACACACAACACGACUUUGGCCAAUUUGUACAAAGCAAGGCAAUAUUUUCUUUUUGGUUUUAGGUGUCGUGAAAUCCAACCCCAAAUUCGACUAUGCGAGUUCAGCUGUGCUGAUGCCACCGCGCAACCGGUUGAUGGAAUGAUGAACGAACUAAUGGAGAUACGCGCUCAGGGUACAGAUAGCGAAGCUGUCGAUCGCCUCAUUGCCGAAAUGCGCUCAAAGGCUACAUGCGACGACGUGGUAGUGGUUGAGUGGGGUGGAUUCAAGUCAACGGUAGAAGACGAUAAGGCGCGACAAGUGGUACAAGGUUGGCGACAAGUCCACAAUGAGCUCGCGCAGUGCGAAACUCCUAAGGAAAGGAUGAUGUUGUAUGAGAAACAGCUUUCUGAUACGCGUGACGCACUUGAGCGGAUAUCUGAUCUGAUUCGUAGAAAGGCAUCUGAUAAUGUCGACUCAUCGGCAUUACAAACAAUCAAAUCGUACCUGGAAUCGCUUAAAAUGGUUGGAACGGCGUCUCGCUACUUGGCACUGAUUGAGAAUACGAAAGCCGAAAAGAAAACGAAACCUCAGGAUUUGUUGCGCUUGUAUGAUUCCGUGAUCGAAGUUUUCAAAGAGCUUCUUCAGUUGCCGGGUGUAGAAUAUGACAAAGACCUCACUCAAGCGACUACUGCAAAGAUUGAGUACUACAAAGCUUUCAGAUGUCAUUACAUGGCUGCUGCGUAUGCAGCAUUGUCUCGUUUUGGCGAGGCUGCUGCGCUUUUCGACAGAGCUCUUUACCGUUGCAAGGAAGCUAGGAACUUCGUAUCAAAGCUCAAAGGGAAUCCCUAUCUGGUAGAAGAAACUGAGGAUUCGCUCCAUGAACUUGGUCGCGAUAUUGAGCAAGCGCGUAUUGCAGCAAGAGCCAAGCGUUUAGCAGCAGCAGCCGGUAUCGUCGAAGAAACAGAUGAGCAGACAGCACGUGACAUUGAUGACAGACCUCUCAUGGACACGCUGACGGAGUGGCGGCAAUGGGACGUGGCUACUGCUUUGCGCGAGAAACGCACGAUUCCGAUAGCAGAAAUGCCUCCGCCAUUUAUACUGAUGCCAAACAAACCUAUAUUCUUCGAUCUGGCAUUGAAUCAUGUCAAGAUGCCUGAUCUCGAAGAACGGCUGGCAAAGUGUAUGGAAGGCGUAAAAACAACUCCUGUUUCUAAAAAAGCAGCAGAGGCAGCGAAAGCAGCCGGUGCAAAAGCCGAGGAUCAAACUGGUUUGUCUGGAAUGGUCAAAGGGUGGAUUUGGGGAAAGAAAUAA